This is a messenger RNA of Eublepharis macularius, 3511 nucleotides long. RefSeq names its product ETAA1 activator of ATR kinase (gene ETAA1). The transcript has 6 exons. Lineage: Eukaryota; Metazoa; Chordata; Lepidosauria; Squamata; Eublepharidae. The record is from RefSeq and is a predicted model, not a curated record. Bases 26 to 2557 code for a protein of 843 amino acids.
GCGGGCUGACUGGAAGGGGCGGCGGAUGGCGAGUAAACGGCGGCGGGCGGCGGCGCCUGAGGAGAAGCUCCGGCCGAAGAGCCCCGCGAAGCGGAGCGGCCGGCGGAAGGCCCGAGAUAGAGGGAGCCCCCCGGGGAAAACGGAGGAAAUAUGUUCUUAUAAGACUCCAAAGAGACCAUCUAGAGCCUGCCUACCAACAUUCAGUUCUCCUGCUAAUGAAGCUGACAUACAACAAGAGAUCUUCUGGGAUCCUCACUCUCCAAUUGCACAUAAAUUAGGUAGUGGAAGAAAGAAGCAGGCAGCUGGUCGAUCUACAGUUGAAAUUUCAGAAAUUGUUGAUCGGAUUGCGCCUCAGGAGGAAAAACCUUCCUGCCAUGAAGGUUCACUUCUUGGGAUGUGGAUCGGUGACGACGCCAUUCCCUGUACUCCUGGAAUAGCAAAAGGGCGACCUAGAACAAAAGUAAAUAAUGCAAGAGGUCUUCAUCUGAAACACAAAGAGGAGGAGCUUAUGAAACUGGCCAAGGAGUUCGAUAAAAACCUAACAGAGGCCAUCCAGGAGCAAGAUGCCUCCUGCCUUAACGCUGUCCACCUUCCGUCAGAGUCAAAGGUGUCAGUUGAACAUCAAGGCAACACACAGGCGGGAAACCAACAGUUCCUUGGACAACGCCCUCAGAUUGGUGCUGCCUUGCAGUUUGGAGUAGCUAAGGAGAAUGCUGAGACAACUGAGCACUGUGAACGCAGCAGUCAGAAGCCCAUAGAUCUUGAUGCAGAAAUAGCAUUGAAUGCCCUCUUUGAUUGCUCUCCCCAGAAAUGCAGUGGCCGGUUAAGCCCAAAUUCAUCAAUCGGCGACUUUCACGACAGCCAAAAUGCCUUUCUGCCGGAAGAGCUCGUCACAGAGGAGACGGCAGGUAUAUAUGGAUCUGUGGCCAUAGAUGCAGAUCAGAGACAAGGUUCAGUCCCUGCUUCAACCUGUAGAGUACCCAUUCCAGCUGAAAAAACUAAAAUGGUGCUUGAACAAACCAUUCCAAGUACGGUUGCUUCCAAGACAGAACCGGCUGUCUCCAGUAAUGUCGUCAGUGACGAGGACUGGGGUGCCGACUUGCUGUCUGACGAUUCGUUUGUAAUGCAGAUUACCCAGAACCCAGAACUGAUCAGUGUUCCACAAAACGUUUCCCUCGGUGCUUUGCCUGGUGGAAGCUGCAAAACCAAAGAGAGAGCGCCACAUUCUGACAAACCUAACUCUGCUCAUUGUGCCUUUCUGAAACCCUCUAAUGAUGUUUCAGCUUCACUCUCUCUACAAAAGCAAAUCCAUGAGUUUGGGGCGACAAGGGCUGUUUCUCAGCAGAGUGGUUUCCAUUUGAGAAACGAUGCAAUAAGUUCCGUUUCAAAAAGCAGCCAAAACAACAUUUCCGGGUGUAAUUCCGUUCCUGUGAAAGCUGAAACUCAAAGUGUGACGGAAGGGUUUACCCGGCUUAAAAGUGCCAGCAUUCUUGGAAAAAAACCUUCCGUUUCAGUGCGUGCUAAUCUCUCUCAACCACUGGUUGGGAAGUCCAGAAGGAAUAUGCCCACUAUUUCCAGUGAACCCUCUGCCCCUUUUGCUAAAUCAAAGCUUAAUGACCAGAAGGAAUUGGCUUGCCUUCAGGCAGGGCCCGAGAAACUCAUUUCAUCGUUUGGCGACUGGAAUGGGCCCCGAAUCUCGGAUGAAGUUUUAGACUCGUUUUGCGAAUCGGAUGGUCUUUGGGGUGCAGACUGCGAAGACGACGACUUGCUGUAUCGGGUAUGUGAUGAUGUGGAGAGAAAUACUCAGAGCCAAGAUGUUGCAAAAGAGAAUGUGAAAGCUACGUUGAUGGUAGUGAGUGCUGCCAAGUUGGAGACAGAUCCUGGUCUUCCGAUACCUAAGCAAGGACUAGCUCAUCGCCCACAGCCCCAAAAGAGCCACAUGGGCAGGAAAACGUUCUCUUUGAAUGCUCCGCUUACAGCUACAGCAUUACUGAAGAGUGAGAAUUCUGCAGACCCCUGCGUUCAGCGCAGUUGUGCGCCAUUUAAAAAUGUGAGCAUUCCAGGGGAACUGUUUGGGUCGGAUUUGGUGCCUGACAAAAGCUUGGCUUCUGGAAGUGGCUCAGUCCCCCUUGCAAACACAUACCUAAACACUAAUAAUAGCAACCAGUGUCAGAAUGUGACAUGUAAGAUGGGGAAGCUACAGAACAGUAGUAGUAAUCAAGCAUCUAAUGAAAAAUCAAAAUAUAUGUUCAGAAAGACAAGUAGUUCCCAAGCUGUCACUUUGGAUCGUAGUAGUAUCACCACGAGCAGCCUUGGUGGAGCCCCUGCGGCUUUAGGAGAAAGCAAGAAUGGACCAAACAUCCUUUUACACACAGCAGUACAAACUAACCCAAAGCCCACCUUUAAGAGGCACCUCUCGGAUUCUUUUGCAUACUCAGGAACAGAACAGAAAAGUAGGAAGUGUUCUCAGGAAGAAAUUGCAAGGAAAAAGCAAGAAGCUCUUGAACGAAGAAAAUAUAAAAUGCAGGCCUUGCUGAAAAGCACAGCACCCACCUGAGUACAGUCUGUCUGAGUUGGAUCUGGAAUACUCGUUGACAUAAGAAUCCGGAUGAAGACUCGAAAUGGGCCUUAGGGGUUUUGCACUUGCAUCUGUGAUGCUUCCCCGGUGCCUGUCUUGCUGCUUCUGGGAAAUAACAGUAUUGACCUAUUAAGCAAGAAGCUGGUUUUUUUUUUAAGGUUGUUUUUUAUUUGGAAACACUAUUGUUUACAGCUGUGAACGGUAACCCUGUUCUCAGGGAAACGGGUCUAGCAAAUGGCUUUGAAACGACAUAGGAUUUCCGCAGAUGCAAGGGACUUCUGUCCACAGAGCACUGCUCCCCUCCUUCCCCCUUCCAGUGCACCCCAAAAUACCCAUGAAAUAAUGCUGGGAGCAGCGGGGAGGGGUAUUUGAAAAUUUGAAAAUGCUGGGAGCAGCGGGGAGGGGUAUUUGAAAAUUUGCAGUGGGAGAGAGGAAUGAUGAAAAUCUUCCUUUCUGCAAACAUCCUUUGUCGAGUCCAAGGCCUGGUUUCACUGUUUUGUGACUUGGAGUAACAGUGCAGUGGACACCCGACUGCCCCCUAUCAAUGAUAAUACUGUUGUCAGUUUUUAUUUGAGGCUGCAUGAAAGUUCUCAAGAUUUUUUUUGUAAUGGACUAGUAGGUUUGGAAGGUAGCCCAGCUCUUGACCGUUAAGAAGUUGCCUGCCGCAGUUUUGCAACCCAUAUCCUGUGUACUGAUGUGUAUUCUAUCAGAUCUCGAUAAACCUAUUCCAAACUUUGUAACAGGCAGCCCCAAGGCUAGCAUAUCGAACCGCAACCGCCGUUCACAGCUUGGACCCUUUUUUUAAUUUUGGAACAUCAGCAGUGCUGAACAAGGCUUUUGGUUUUGUAAAUGCCAUAGCAGAAUUUCCUAGGGUUUCUCUGUAAGUAAUGUGCAUUUUGUAAAUCAUGAUUAAAAUUGCAGCUUCUUAUACAA